AUGGCGGCGGGUCCAGGUAGCGCUGAAAUUUCAAAUGUACCUGCAUAUGAAGAAGAACAUUUUGUGACUGCAUUCACAGACCAUGGUAUUGCUGGAGUUCAGAAGUAUGUCUCAGAAAGACUUGAUGCAUGGCGACAUAUCCCACUGGAUAUUGCAGUAACCGGGAAAACAGGAGCUGGAAAAUCUACUUAUAUCAAUGCUAUUCGCCAACUAAAAGUUGGACAGGAAGGAGCCGCGUACACAGACGUGAAGGAAGCCACGAAAGAAAUCCGAUCCUAUAAACACCCUUCAAAUAAAAAUAUUGUAUUUUGGGAUUUACCUGGAGUUGGUACUGAUAAUUUUAAACGAGAAAAUUAUCUAGAUCAAGUUAAUCUUAAAAAGUAUGAUUUUUUCAUCAUACUUUCUUCGGAGCGGUUUUCUGAAGAUGAUGGUUGGUUGGCUACAGAAAUCAAACAGAUGGGGAAGAGGUUUUACUUUGUCCGCACGAAAGUGCAGAUAGAUAUUGUUAAUGAACCACUAAGCAGGGAAACUCCACGCCAAAGGGAAGAAAUAUUAGACACGAUUAGAAACGACUGUAAGGAAAACCUUAAAAAGCACGAGCUGUCUGACAGUGAUGUUUAUUUGAUUGAUAAUUUCAUACCAGAUGACUUUGAUUUCGAUAACCUACAAGCAAAGAUUAUCAAGGACGCACCACAGCUAAAAAGAGAAGCCAUUGCAUUCUCACUCUCUGGUCGCACAGAUGAAAUUAUCCUUCAGAAAAAGAUUGAACUCGAAAAGAGAAUCCCAAUCAUUGCAUUUGCAUCUGCUGUAGCUGGUGCCGUUCCUCUACCUGGUUUGGGUACAUCUGUCGACGUUGGUUUGUUGGGUCAAGAAACACGUUUGUAUAAGAAGCAGUUCGGUUUAACCGAUGAGGCGAUAAAAAAGAGUGCACAAAUAUUAGGUAUGCGUGAAGAAGAACUGAAGCAGAAGCUCGAUCUGAAAACAUUUCUGUUAAAUUGCACAACGAAAGGAAUGAUAGUUUUGUUAAGGGAGAUAGCGAUUGAAGAAGCGGCUGCUGAAGCCGUAAAAUUCGUUAUUCCAAUUAUAGGCAGCGCAGUUUCAGGGGUAUUAUCAUACAAGACAACUUCAUAUUGCCUGCGGAAUAUUCUCGAGGAAAUGUACCAAGAUUCCGUGAAGAUAAACAAGAAGUUCAGCACACACUUAGCUCAGGCCACUGCAGUGUAG
Mercenaria mercenaria is the source of this 1224-nucleotide messenger RNA. RefSeq names its product T-cell-specific guanine nucleotide triphosphate-binding protein 2-like. The coding region runs from base 1 to 1224 and encodes 407 amino acids. Gene Ontology annotation, cellular component: membrane. The transcript has a single exon. Lineage: Eukaryota; Metazoa; Mollusca; Bivalvia; Venerida; Veneridae. The record is from RefSeq and is a predicted model, not a curated record. Gene Ontology annotation, molecular function: GTP binding.